Molecule: messenger RNA, 717 nt
Organism: Aspergillus caelatus
Lineage: Eukaryota; Fungi; Ascomycota; Eurotiomycetes; Eurotiales; Aspergillaceae
Product: GFA family protein
Exons: 3
Coding region: 97-525 (142 amino acids)
Molecular function (GO): carbon-sulfur lyase activity
Source: RefSeq, a predicted model, not a curated record
UUACCCCGGCCGGUUUUUAAAGAUAGAAAAAAUAUUCAUCCUCCGAACUUUUCAUACUAUUACACACCUAAUUCAGCAUUUACUCCCUCCUUCGUUAUGGUUGUCGGCGGCUGCUUCUGCGGAAAGAUCCGUGUCGAAUAUAACGGCGAGCCCAUUAUGUCAGCAUUAUGUCACUGCUAUGACUGUCGCAAAUUGACGGGGACUCUUUUCACCUAUAGCUUCGUGGUCCACAAGGCGGACCUGAAAAUAUCUGGCAGUCCCAAGGAAGUGGCCAAAAGAGCCGACAGCGGAAAUCAUAUCAAGAACUAUUUCUGUUCGGAUUGUGGGACACCAAUCUACGGGCACAAGAUCAAGCCGUCAGGGGAUCCCGAGGAUAUCACUAUUCUUCGGGCCGGGAUUUUUGAUGAUAUUGAGUAUCUGGAUCGGCAAAAGCCCAAGGCGGAGAUUUAUAAACUCGGUCGGGUAAAAUGGAUGUGUCCUCUGGCAGGAGUCGACCAAUUCAUCGGCAUGCCUCCGCUUCCCUAGUUAUAUUAAAAGAAUGACUAUAUUUAUGAACAACGUUGGAUACGGUGAAGGAGGCAACGACUAGUCCUGUAGUAUGCUUCCACCUCACCUACCCUACUUAGAAACGACUGAAGAAAAGAAAAUAAAAGGAAAUGACGAUCCGCUUCAUUAUUCGUGAAUGGAAUCAUGUGUGCGUCUGUUCCUCUUGGAUUG